AUGCCUUCAUUCACCGAUCCCUCGAGCCGGCCGCAUCCCCGCCAUGACUUGUUCCCAACUCAACUUCUCUUCCUCCUCGAUAUCCCACCGCCGCCGCCAACCGCUGCCUCGCUGCUCAAUUGCUCAAUUGCUCAAUUGCUGCAGCUUCAUCUGUUCCGAGCCCCGUCCAAUUGGUUGUGUUCUGCGUUCCGGGUCUCGAGUAGAAAUUCUUCUGGGGACUCGGACAGCGCGUCUGCCUGCCCUUUCUCCCAUCCGCGCCCACCUGUUCCCUUCUAUCCGACAACCCCAAUCACCGCGAAACCCCCCUUCACAAUGACGAGUUUCUUCUCAGGCUUCCCUCCAGGACAGCAUGAGUCUGCCGUGGACGAUCUGGCGGAAGACCAUAGCCACCACCCCGCCCAUCACUCCGUCCAUGGCAGACUGCGUGCUAAUUCCACCAUCAUGCAAUUCAACAAGAUCCUCGUCGCCAACCGUGGGGAAAUCCCUAUUCGAAUUUUCCGUACGGCCCACGAACUUUCGCUUCAAACCGUCGCGGUCUACAGCUACGAGGACAGACUGAGCAUGCAUCGCCAGAAGGCAGAUGAGGCCUAUAUCAUCGGCAAGAGGGGUCAAUAUACCCCUGUGGGUGCCUACCUUGCGGGCGAUGAGAUUAUCAAGAUCGCCGUCCAGCACGGCGUUCAUCUCAUUCAUCCCGGAUACGGCUUCUUGUCCGAGAACGCCGAGUUUGCCCGGAAUGUUGAGAAGGCUGGGUUGGUCUUCGUGGGACCGACUCCGGACACCAUCGAUGCGCUGGGAGACAAGGUUUCAGCCCGACGCCUAGCCAUUAAAUGCGGUGUCCCCGUCGUCCCCGGUACCCCCGGCCCCGUCGAGAGAUUCGAAGAGGUCAAGGCAUUCACGGAUCAGUAUGGCUUCCCCAUCAUCAUCAAAGCUGCCUUUGGUGGUGGUGGUCGCGGUAUGCGAGUGGUCAGGGAACAGGAGACCCUGCAGGAUGCCUUUGAACGUGCGACCUCGGAGGCCAACUCCGCGUUUGGCAACGGCACCGUUUUCGUAGAACGAUUCCUGGACAAACCAAAGCACAUUGAAGUGCAGCUGCUUGGCGACAACCAUGGCGAUAUCGUCCACCUGUACGAGCGCGACUGCAGUGUCCAACGUCGUCACCAAAAAGUCGUCGAAGUUGCGCCCGCCAAGGAUUUGCCCGUCGAUGUCCGCGACAGCAUCUUGGCCGACGCCGUGAAGCUUGCCAAGUCAGUUAACUACCGCAAUGCUGGCACCGCGGAAUUCCUUGUCGACCAACAGAACCGCUAUUAUUUUAUUGAAAUCAACCCCCGCAUCCAGGUCGAGCAUACCAUUACUGAGGAAAUCACCGGAAUUGAUAUUGUCGCCGCCCAGAUCCAGAUCGCUGCGGGUGCUUCCCUGGAACAGCUAGGCUUAACGCAGGACCGCAUCUCAACUCGCGGCUUCGCCAUCCAGUGCCGUAUAACAACAGAGGACCCCACCAAAGGCUUCUCCCCUGACACCGGCAAGAUUGAAGUUUACCGUUCUGCUGGCGGGAACGGUGUGCGUCUGGAUGGAGGCAACGGCUUUGCUGGAGCCAUUAUCACCCCGCAUUACGAUUCUAUGUUGGUCAAGUGCACUUGCCGUGGUUUCACCUAUGAGAUUGUACGACGCAAGAUGCUUCGUGCCCUUAUCGAGUUCCGCAUCCGGGGCGUCAAGACCAAUAUCCCAUUCUUGGCAUCGGUUCUGACGCAUCCAACCUUCAUCGAGGGUACCUGCUGGACCACCUUCAUUGACGAUUCGCCCGAACUAUUCUCUAUGAUUGGUAGCCAAAACCGUGCCCAGAAAUUGCUCGCCUAUCUUGGCGACAUUGCCGUCAAUGGUAGCAGCAUCAAGGGCCAGAUUGGCGAGCCUAAGUUCAAGGGUGAUAUCAAUAUGCCCACCAUCGUUGAUGAGAGUAACGAGCCCGUUGAUGUAACUGUUCCUUGCUCGCAGGGAUGGAAGAAGAUCAUUGAUGAACAAGGUCCAGCUGCUUUCGCCAAGGCUGUUCGUGCCAACAAGGGCUGUUUGAUCAUGGACACCACAUGGCGAGAUGCCCAUCAGUCGUUGUUGGCUACCCGUGUGAGAACGGUUGAUUUGCUGAACAUUGCCAAGGAGACCAGCUAUGCUUACAGCAAUGCCUACAGUUUGGAGUGCUGGGGAGGUGCGACCUUCGACGUGGCUAUGAGAUUCUUGUAUGAGGAUCCGUGGGAUCGGUUACGGAAAAUGAGAAAGGCGGUGCCCAAUAUUCCAUUCCAGAUGUUGCUUCGUGGUGCGAACGGGGUUGCAUAUUCUUCGCUCCCCGAUAAUGCCAUCUAUCACUUCUGUAAACAAGCCAAAAGAUAUGGCGUUGAUAUAUUCCGUGUUUUCGAUGCUUUGAAUGAUAUCGACCAGCUCGAGGUUGGGAUGAAGGCCGUUGCCGCCGCUGGCGGCGUUAUUGAAGCUACUAUUUGCUACAGUGGCGACAUGCUGAACCAAAGCAAGAAAUACAAUUUAGACUACUACCUCGCCCUAGUUGACAAAAUUGUCAAGAUCGGGACCCAUGUCCUUGGUAUUAAGGAUAUGGCGGGUGUGCUGAAGCCCCAAGCUGCUACCCUUCUUGUUGGAGCCAUCCGCCAGCGAUACCCAGACCUUCCUAUCCAUGUGCAUACCCAUGACUCCGCUGGUACCGGUGUUGCAUCUAUGGUAGCCUGCGCCCAGGCUGGUGCUGAUGCCGUCGAUGCCGCUACCGACAGCAUGUCCGGAAUGACGUCUCAACCCAGCGUGGGUGCCAUUAUUGCAUCCCUCGAAGGCACAGACCUCGACCCCAAGCUCAACAUUCGCAAUAUCCGCGCAAUCGAUUCAUACUGGGCACAAUUACGUCUUCUCUACUCACCAUUCGAGGCUGGCCUGACAGGUCCAGACCCAGAAGUGUAUGAACACGAGAUCCCCGGCGGGCAGUUGACCAAUUUGAUCUUCCAAGCCCACCAGCUCGGCCUGGGUGCCCAAUGGGCUGAAACCAAGAAGGCAUAUGAGCAAGCCAAUGACCUGCUCGGCGACAUCGUCAAAGUCACCCCGACGUCGAAGGUUGUUGGUGACCUGGCCCAGUUCAUGGUCUCCAACAAGCUGACUCCGGAUGACGUUAUCGCCCGCGCCGGCGAACUUGACUUCCCGGGCUCCGUUCUAGAGUUCUUCGAAGGUCUCAUGGGCCAGCCGUACGGCGGCUUUCCUGAACCACUCCGAUCCCGCGCCCUCCGUGAGCGCCGCAAGCUCAACGACCGGCCAGGCCUGCACCUGGAACCGCUCGACCUCGCCAAGAUCAAGAACGACCUGCGCGAGAAGUUCGGUACCGCCACCGAAUGCGAUGUCGCCAGCUACGCCAUGUACCCCAAGGUGUUUGAAGACUAUCGCAAAUUCGUCGCGAAGUACGGCGACCUCUCCGUGCUACCGACAAAGUACUUCCUCGCUCGACCGCAGAUCGGCGAGGAAUUCUCCGUCGAACUGGAGCAGGGCAAGGUGCUUAUUCUCAAGCUCCUGGCCGUGGGGCCGCUAUCCGAGCAGACCGGGCAGCGCGAGGUGUUUUAUGAAAUGAACGGCGAGGUCCGGCAGGUUUCUGUGGAUGACAACCUUGCUGCGGUCGACGACGCGAGCAGGCCCAAGGCGGAUCUGAGCGAUAGUAGCCAGGUUGGCGCGCCGAUGAGUGGUGUUGUCGUUGAGAUCCGCGUGCAUGAUGGGUUGGAGGAAAUGGUGAUCUCCGCCCCGCAUCACGGCGUCGUAUCUAACCUUGAAGUUAAGGAGGGAGACUCAGUGGAUGGGCAGGACCUCAUCUGCAAAAUUGUGAAGGCGGCCUAA
Histoplasma mississippiense is the source of this 3864-nucleotide messenger RNA. RefSeq lists its product as hypothetical. Gene Ontology annotation, biological process: gluconeogenesis; pyruvate metabolic process. Gene Ontology annotation, cellular component: cytoplasm. The record is from RefSeq and is a predicted model, not a curated record. The transcript is spliced from 5 exons. NCBI's taxonomy places the organism in Eukaryota, Fungi, Ascomycota, Eurotiomycetes, Onygenales, Ajellomycetaceae. Gene Ontology annotation, molecular function: pyruvate carboxylase activity; metal ion binding; ATP binding. The coding region runs from base 1 to 3864 and encodes 1287 amino acids.